Messenger RNA from Leopardus geoffroyi (Geoffroy's cat), 1891 nucleotides. It is a transcript of the gene SLC25A20, whose product is annotated as solute carrier family 25 member 20. NCBI's taxonomy places the organism in Eukaryota, Metazoa, Chordata, Mammalia, Carnivora, Felidae. Gene Ontology annotation, molecular function: O-acyl-L-carnitine transmembrane transporter activity; low-density lipoprotein particle binding. The coding region runs from base 191 to 1096 and encodes 301 amino acids. Gene Ontology annotation, cellular component: mitochondrial envelope. The transcript is spliced from 9 exons. Gene Ontology annotation, biological process: positive regulation of neuron projection development; mitochondrial transport; carnitine transmembrane transport. The record is from RefSeq and is a predicted model, not a curated record.
AUCGGCCGGAAGCCGCCCCCCAGCGGAAGACGGACUGGGCAGCUUGGGCUGCCCCAGGCUCCUGCCCCGGGCUCCUGGCCCGCCCACGCGAAAGUGGGUGAAAGGUCGGCGGUGCCAGCGCUGCGGCUGGUGCAGUGGCGCAGGGCAGGCCCGGAACAGACUGACACAGUGCCGGCCAGACGGACGGACCAUGGCAGACGAGGCGAAGCCUAUCAGCCCACUCAAGAACCUGCUGGCCGGCGGCUUUGGCGGCAUGUGCCUGGUGUUUGUGGGGCACCCGCUGGACACCGUCAAGGUCCGACUGCAGACACAGCCCCCAAGUUUGCCUGGACAGCCACCCAUGUAUUCUGGGACCUUUGACUGUUUCCGGAAGACACUUGUUAGAGAGGGCAUCACGGGGCUAUAUCGGGGCAUGGCUGCCCCCAUCAUUGGGGUCACCCCCAUGUUCGCUGUGUGCUUCUUUGGGUUUGGUUUGGGGAAGAAACUGCAACAGAAAUGCCCAGAGGAUGUGCUCAGCUACCCCCAAAUAUUUGCAGCUGGGAUGUUAUCUGGUGUAUUCACCACGGGAAUUAUGACCCCUGGAGAACGGAUCAAGUGCUUGCUACAGAUUCAGGCUUCUUCAGGGGAAACCAAAUACACUGGGGCUUUGGACUGUGCAAAAAAGCUGUAUCAGGAGUCUGGGAUCCGAGGCAUUUACAAAGGGACAGUGCUCACCCUCAUGCGAGAUGUUCCAGCCAGUGGGAUGUAUUUCAUGACAUAUGAGUGGCUGAAAAAUAUCUUCACUCCAGAGGGAAAGAGUGUCAGUGAGCUCAGCGUGCCUCGGAUCCUGGUGGCUGGGGGCAUCGCUGGGAUCUUCAACUGGGCUGUGGCAAUCCCCCCGGACGUGCUCAAGUCCCGCUUCCAGACUGCACCUCCUGGAAAAUAUCCUAACGGUUUCAGAGAUGUGCUGAGAGAGCUGAUCCGGGAUGAAGGAGUCACAUCUUUGUAUAAGGGAUUCAAUGCAGUGAUGAUCCGAGCCUUUCCAGCCAACGCGGCCUGUUUCCUUGGCUUUGAAGUUGCCAUGAAGUUCCUUAACUGGGCCACUCCCAACUUGUGAGGCUGAAGGCUGCUCGAGGCUUCUGGAUGAUGGAAGCUAUCACCGAGGAAGAAGCAGUGGGCAGGACUAGUCAGUCCUGAAGGGCAAAAGGAGGGGAAUGGUGGGAUCAGAGCUGUGUGCAUGGACUUGUUGAGACCAUUGCCUUAAUGACAUCCUCUACCUGGUAUAACUUGGUCUGCCACUUUGAGACUUGAAUUUACUCUUGUCAGUUUAAGGGAUCUCAAGAGGCUUUGGAGGUGGAGUAAGUGGCUUUCAGACCAGAUACGACCUGUGGUCAGAGAGCUGUCUACUGGUUGACUACAGGCCCUAUUAUACCCAAAAUACUCCUCGAGAAAGAGGGAAUCUCAGCGUCUCACUGGAGGCACUAUGCAUGUUUUCAACCAGCUGACCAGGAGCUGGGGUGUUCUUCAAUCCCUACCAAGGAACACACACCAGGUUUCCAGGGUAUCAUAUAAUCCUGGCCUGCAUGUGAGGAUGUGGACUUGAGGCCCACAUCUCUCUGUCCAAGUGGACUGAACAAAUGUGCCUAGGGGCAGAUAGCCUGUUAACAGUUUGAUUUUUUUUUUUUUUUUAAUGCAUUCAGGUAAUCAAAACUUAAACUAAGUAGCCCAAUUUCCCAGGAGUAGAUGGAGAGCUUUCCCUCCUACAGAGUGAGGAGGGUUUGGAAUCAACAGUCCGAGCCCUGCUGAGAUAAGUGACAAAACCUAGGGUGUAGAAAAGGCCAUUUUUGCACACUCUUUUCUCAUGAGAGCGCCCUCUUUUAACAGGAAACAAUAAAUAUUGUUUCUAAUUUUU